Clavispora lusitaniae ATCC 42720 is the source of this 1830-nucleotide messenger RNA. It is a transcript of the gene KRE30, whose product is annotated as ATP-binding cassette family ATPase. The record is from RefSeq and is a predicted model, not a curated record. NCBI's taxonomy places the organism in Eukaryota, Fungi, Ascomycota, Pichiomycetes, Serinales, Metschnikowiaceae. Gene Ontology annotation, molecular function: ATP binding; ATP hydrolysis activity.
AUGUCUGUUUCCGCAUCGAAAGCUAAGAGAGAGCAAAAGCGUGCCGAAAGAGAAGCCGCUAAAGCCGCUUCUGGAAAGUCUUUGAGAAAGACAAAGAAGCAAGCUGCCAAGGACGCUGAAGAAAAAGAUGUUGAUGAUGCUGCUGCGCAAAUUGCCAAAUUGAAGACGCAGACAGACGAGCACGGAUUGUCUGACAGAGUCACCACUGGUGUUUUGGAGUCUUUGGAGACCUCGAGAGAUAUCAAGAUCUCGUCGCUUUCCUUGUUGUUCCACGGUAAGGUUUUGAUUCAAGACUCCACUUUGGAAUUGAACUACGGUAGAAGAUACGGUUUGUUGGGUGAAAACGGAUGUGGUAAGUCGACCUUGUUGAAGUCUCUUGCCGCCAGAGAAUUUCCUGUUCCAGAAGCGCUUGACAUUUACUUGUUGAACGAGCCUGCAGAGCCUUCUGAAUGGUCUGCUUUGGAGUACGUUGUCAAGGAAGCCGAAGCCGAAUUGAAGAGAGUGGAAGACCUUGUCGAGGACAUCAUUGUGAGAAACGGCCCAGAAGACCCAUCUUUGGAAGGUUUGUACGAAAGAAUUGACAGCAUGGACCCAUCCACAUUCGAGUCCAGAGCUGCCGUUAUCUUGCACGGUUUGGGUUUCAACGGUGUCACCAUCAACAAAAAGACAAAGGACAUGUCUGGUGGAUGGAAGAUGCGUGUUGCGUUGGCCAAGGCUUUGUUCGUGAAGCCAACUUUGUUGCUUUUGGACGACCCUACUGCGCACUUGGAUUUGGCCGCCUGUGUGUGGUUGGAAGAGUACUUGAAGAGAUGGGACAGAACCUUGAUCUUGGUUUCGCACUCUCAGGAUUUCUUGAACGGUGUGUGUACCAACAUGAUCGACAUGAGAAUGAAGUUGCUUUUGCAAUACGGUGGUAACUACGACUCGUAUGUCAAGACCAGAGCCGAGCAGGAAACCAACCAGAUGAAACAAUACAACAAGCAACAGGAAGAAAUUGCCCACAUCAAGAAGUUUAUUGCAUCUGCUGGUACUUAUGCUAACUUGGUCAAGCAAGCGAAGUCCAGACAAAAGAUCUUGGAUAAGAUGGAGGCCGACGGUUUGAUCCAACCUGUUGUUCCAGACAAGACCUUCACCUUCAGAUUCCCUGAGGUGGAGAAAUUGCCUCCUCCAGUGUUGGCUUUCGACGACAUGUCCUUCUCUUACUCGGGCAAGGAGGAAGACAACUUGUACGAGCACUUGGACAUUGGUAUCGACAUGGACUCGAGAGUCGCUCUUGUCGGACCAAACGGUAUCGGUAAGUCCACCUUGUUGAAGUUGUUCCAAGGUAUUUUGGUCCCACAGAAGGGUAGAGUCAUUCAACACACGCACAUCAAGUUGGGUGUCUACUCGCAGCAUUCGGCUGAUCAAUUGGACUUGACCAAGACUCCUUUGGAGUUCAUCAGAGACAAGUUCCCUAACAUUUCCCAGGACUUCCAGUACUGGAGACAACAAUUGGGUCGUUACGGAUUGACUGGUGAAGGUCAGACUUCGCAAAUGGCCACCUUGUCUGAAGGUCAAAGAUCCAGAGUUGUGUUUGCCUUGUUGGCCAUCGAGGCACCAAACUUGAUCUUGUUGGAUGAGCCUACUAACGGUUUGGAUUUGGCUACCAUUGACUCUUUGGCCGACGCCAUCAACGCUUUCAACGGUGGUGUUGUGGUUGUGUCGCACGACUUUAGAUUGUUGGACAAGGUUGCCAAGGACAUUUUCGUCAUUGAGAACAAGACUGCCACUAGAUGGGAGGGCUCUAUUUUGGACUACAAGAAGAAGUUGGCCGAAGCUGUUGUUAUUUAA